GCAGGGUCCGUGUAUCUGCAGACUGCAUGACACCAAAGGAACCAUUAUGGGACAGGCGUCCAGGGUUCGUUGUGCCAAAUGCCAUCUCCUAGUGACCUGUCUCUUUAUUAUGCUACUGGCAUUUGGAGGUUGCUUUCUGACGGUAAUCACUAGGUUUGGGGGUCAUUUCACUACCCUGACUUCGCCCUCGCCCGCUGACAGCCCAACCAGAGGAAUACAAAAUGCCAUGGUGGUGUAUGGUGGAAUUGUCUGUUCCUUCCUCUUCCUCAGCAUUCUUCUCAGUUUUGUCUCAGUACUACGAGAGUCACAGCAGCUCAUGGUGAUUGCCCUGGUGGUGUUCGGAAUCCUGCUCUGCUCGUUGGUGGCUGGAAUGACUUGGACACACGAAUCUCAGGACGAGGUGAAGGCUUCAUACCUCGAUGUUUAUGAUGGACUCUAUGACCAGGUUGUCAGAGAUACAUUUGAAGGCCAUAGAACACAUCUUAUGAGCAUACAUGAAAAAUUCCAAUGCUGUGGGAAGAUCAGUUGGCCUCAGACAUUUGGUGUGAACAAUCUGCUGUGCAAGAACAUGACAGAGAGUCAGGACUGUGUGCUGGUUAUCUCAGCUGCAUUGAAUACUCAUUGGAACUAUGUUAAAAUAGUGCUGCUCCUCUCCUUAAUAAUUACGGUUUAUGGAAUGCUCCUUUCCUCCUUCCUCUACAUAUCCUUCCCAAGAGGCACAACAUGGGGUCGCAGAGGUGAAUAUAGCUUGACCAAUGGUUUUAGUGGCUCCCGAAUCCUUUUUCCCGCAACUGCUCUCACUCACUUGCUUCCCCACCAAUCUACAAAGUGACGUGUUCUUUAUCAUGUCUGACGUGGUCCGCCAGCUGCCUUUUUGUCAGGGAAUUAUUAAAAUAAAUUAUCACCCAGUUACAAUGUGUCUUAACGUGUUAUAGUAAGAUAUUUUACAUGAAUUAAUCAUAUGAAGAAAGAAAGCUUCUACGGAACCAGUUUCUAUUUCUAUCUAU
Molecule: messenger RNA, 1007 nt
Organism: Pelobates fuscus (common spadefoot toad)
Lineage: Eukaryota; Metazoa; Chordata; Amphibia; Anura; Pelobatidae
Gene: TSPAN32
Product: tetraspanin 32
Exons: 8
Coding region: 47-832 (261 amino acids)
Cellular component (GO): membrane
Source: RefSeq, a predicted model, not a curated record